UUUUACUUUAAUUAUUAAUUUUUUAAAUUUAAGGACACCUGAUGGAUUUUCUGAUAUUGAAAUGUUUGCUAUUCACCCCGCUGAGAGAUUGCUCAAGUUCAAAGUGAUUGUCUGUACAAUGAUGGCUUCUACUUAUUUAAUGCUUGGCUAUGUUUCAUCAAAAUUCUCGCAUAUUAUAAUUGAUGAAGCUGGUCAGGCAAGUGAACUUGAAACUCUUGUUCCGAUGGUUGGAGUGAUUGGAGAAAGGAACGAUUGUAAAAUCAUUUUGGCUGGGGAUCAUAAACAACUUGGUCCCGUUGAAAAUGUGGAUUACUUUCGAAGGAAUAAAUUUAAUAAUUCUUUAAUUGAACGACUUCAAACUGUUGAAUGCUACAAAGAUGAUGAACGUAUUAUGACUUUUCUUCGUAAGAAUUAUCGCUCACAUGAGGCAAUAAUUAAAGUGCCUUCACGUCUUUGCUAUAAUAAUUUAUUGGUUGCCGCUGAGGAUGCCUUACCACGAGAUAAACUUGCUAAUUGGGAAGGACUUCCAGCAAAGGGGUUUCCGUUGCUUUGGCACCAUAUUGACUCCCCAGAAAAAUGUGAAGAUAAAGGGACUUCAUAUAUGAAUUUUGGUGAAUUGGAAUUGGUUCUUGUUUAUGUGAAGAGAAUUAUCAAUGAAUUAAAUGUAAAACCUGUUGAUAUUGGAAUAAUUAGUCCAUACACAUAUCAGGUUGACUUAAAAAAUAUUUUUUAA
Messenger RNA from Meloidogyne enterolobii, 733 nucleotides. The record is from the annotation of a GenBank genome assembly. Lineage: Eukaryota; Metazoa; Nematoda; Chromadorea; Rhabditida; Meloidogynidae.